AUGUCAAGGAUGGAGUUGUUGUGUGGUGUACACUACAACAGCUGGCAACACAGCAUCACUCAAGCCAGCAAGGAGGUGACAGAGCGAUGCAAAGAACUUCACGAAUUGAUCAUGCUCCAAGAACACAAGAUCAACUCACAGAUCAAUGACAGAGUGCAUCAAACAUCAUCAGCAAUCAAUGACAUCAUCAAUGAGAUUGAGAGCAUCAACAAUGUGUUCAAAUCAUCAAAGAAUAAGAUCAAUGAUCUAUUGGAGGUGGAUAACAUCUUUCAAUCAAUCACAUCAAGUACAACGAUUGACCAGUUCAUCGAUCAAUCGUUCACAUCGACAUCAAUGUUGACGUCACCCAACAGUGACCUAUCAAUCGAGAUCAGCAUUAGUAGCAAUGAAUUGUUGAAAUUGGUACAACAGAGUGUUCGACUAAUGAAUGAAUCACAGUAUAAACAUAUCCCAAGAUAUUUGGUGGUCAUUGAUCACGACACAUUGGAUGGCAUCAAACAUCAACUUCGAACUUGCUUCGAACUUCUGGAGGAGACAGCUGACAAUCGUAUAUUGGUCAUUAGUAAAGAGUCCAUGUCAAUCUACUCACCAAUGUCAGACACGUGGUCGUUGCUCGAUGACAAGCCAAUGAAAUGGGAUACCACGCUUACGUCAGUGUAUGUCCGUGGCAAAGUGUACAUGUUCAGCGGUAAUGAGGAGCCAUCCGCAUUCGCCUGGUACUCACUGGAUGACGGUCAAUGGCACAACUAUGACAUCAAGGAUGCUUCUCGCUAUAUUGAAUCAACAUCGUUCUUCGAUGGAGACAAACUGAUCUACAUCUUUACCACUGACCAUAAUGAGGAGACAUGGAUAUACACCUUCAAUAUAGAGUCACAACAGUUCUUUUGUAUUGGCAUGCUACCGUGGAUUGAUCAGCAGUGA
Acytostelium subglobosum LB1 is the source of this 921-nucleotide messenger RNA. RefSeq lists its product as hypothetical. Gene Ontology annotation, molecular function: protein binding. The coding region runs from base 1 to 921 and encodes 306 amino acids. The transcript is spliced from 2 exons. The record is from RefSeq and is a predicted model, not a curated record. Lineage: Eukaryota; Evosea; Eumycetozoa; Acytosteliales; Acytosteliaceae.